UCCGAAUAUUCGACAUCACUCUGCACCAUUGCCGCAAUCGGUUGAAGCGCAGCCUCGAGCUGGGUCUCGAGCUCGUCGGCAUGUCGACAACUUACGCGGAUAAAUUAGAAGCUUUUCGAAAGAGCGAUGCCGAACGCGACGCCCUCGUGGCUCAGAUUCUCGAGGACUAUGAACAACUCAAGCUGAAGGUCGGGGAGAUCUCCGACGACUAUAAGAAUGAAGUUGCUUCACGACGAAUGUGGCAGAACAAAGCAGCUAGUUGCGAACGUGACCUCGAACAGGCACUCUCGCAGCAGAAGCAAGUAGCUUCCACUAGCAACUUCGCUGUAGUUUUAAUCGAUGGCGAUGGCGCCAUCUUCUCGGACUAUUUGUACGGAAUGGGCAAAGACGGUGGCGCCGAAGCAGCUCACCAGCUGCACAAAGAGGUGCAGAGACAUCUUAAAGCUAUCUAUCCAGAUUCUAAUGUUGACGACUGGAACAUUGUCGUUCAAGUCGUACUCAACCUGUCAGGGCUUGCUGCAAAGCUCCAGAGCUGCGGUAUCAUCAUGAGCCCCAACGAGCUUCUGGCAUUCGGGCGAUCGUUUGGUCUUGCCCAGCCACUCUUUAGCUUCGUCGAUGUAGGAGGUGGCAAGGAGAGAGCUGAUCACAAACUGCGCGAGCAUCUCAGACUUUACUUGCGCAUUGGCCAAUGCAAACACAUCUUCUUCGCUCCUUGUCACGAUAAUGGCUACUUGCCAGUACUCGAAUCUUAUCGCAGAGAACAUGCAAGUCGCAUGACUUUGAUCGAGACCCGUCCCGCUGAGCCUGGCUAUGUGGAACUUGGUCUGCGGCGCAUUCAGAUGCCCACCCUCUUUCGAUCCGACAACUUGCCUGGUGGUCCGGUCAAGAGUAUGCCCACUGUGGCAUUGGAGGCACCCACCAACUUCGCUGGGAUGUCGAACGCUGUGCUGUCCCCGCAGCCCAAGAAGCUUCCGAAUAGGACAGGUCUUUCAACGCAGGCGCAGAACGCUGCCAUUAUGCCGAAGGCCCCAUAGCCUGCUCCUUCCAAUGAGUCCGAUGGCUCCAGCUGGGCCACGAUAGGCAAGAACGGAGGUCCGACCAAGACUAUCAACAUUGCUCCACAGAAGAAGCCAAACCGCAGGUCCAUUCUGGUUAAUCGCUACAACGAACGCAUCGACGAAGACCUGCCCAGAACCGACCCAGCAGCUGAGAACAGAUUCCAAAAGCGCACUGAGACAUAUGGCAAACACUGCAACAGCUAUCAUCUGCUUGGACGAUGUGAACGAGGCGAAUACUGCGACUAUCACCACGGCGAAAAGCUCACCGCUGGCGAACGUCUCGUGCUAAUGCACAAGGCAAGAUCGCUCUCGUGUCCUAAGAAGAUCGCAUGCGUCGAUCCGAUCUGUCCAUACGGCCAUCACUGCAAAUACGGUGGAGGCCACUGCUACUUCGAUCGCUGCUACUACGCCGAUACUCACACGAUGGACCUUGAGCCGGCGAAGAAGAUCUACGAAGACGGCAGCGAGGAAUGGCUGCCAAAUUGUCUCGAGAAGUCUCGCUGAAAACUCCAGGAGAGCAUCAAAAAUUCUACAAGUAUCUUAUAGUUCAAUAUAUUUACAAAGACCUGCUCAGCAACUUCACUGAGCUGUGUGUCUCCCCUAUUUCUCAUUCUUAUCCCCAAGUAUGCGUACAAGCAUUGCUCGCCAGGCGGUGCCAGCUUUAGCAUCAGCGUCCACUUUCACGAGCUUAUGCAGUAUUUGCCCUCCUUCCAGCAUAUGACAGUUCUGAACAUCCAGCUUGAAAUUCCCCCUGCCCUUGAUUCGAACAUAUGCCAUGUGAUCCCGCAAGAACAUGCGCCUGACCUCUCUUGUAAUCCCAGGCCAUAUAUUGAUCAAACUCCUGUUGAACCUUGAAAGCGCCGAACCUUGUUUCAUCUCUAGCUUACCCAUGAAGUAAGCCGCAGUAAACCACUCCGCAUCUUUGAUCGGAUGCGAGAUAAAUCCAACAUUACCCGAAGCAGAGGGUAAAUUCCGAUCUAAAGCAAAGUCCUGCAGUGGAACUUCGAGCACUUUUGCUUUUGCCAAGGGCAUGAUUCUCUUCACGGAAACUCUUAGAUCCCAGGGAAUUCUGCCUGGGACGUGAUGCGCCGCUGGUUGUCGAAUCGCAGUGAUCGAUUUGAUCAUUUUCAUUGGCGCAAGGAGGAUAAAUGUGCCGAAGGCUGCUACUAGAAUCACUGUGAUUCCGCCUAUUCCUUUUAUGAUGUAUGGGACUUUUGGUCGUUCGGAGUUUGCGGGUGGGUCUUUGAGGACCAUUUCUGCGUAGCUGUAGCAGCCGGCGCAGAGGAGGGCUCCGAUGGCGAGGGAGCUGAGGAAGAAGGCUGUAUGGUUGGGUGCCGCGUAGAGGAGGACAUGGUCUUGCUUUCGGAAUCGAGUUGACAUCCAAUCUUCGGGUGGAGGUGCAAGAUUUUUUGGUAGUGGUGUUAAUUUUGGAGGCAUGGGCUGAGGAGGAAGAUCGCUUGCUGAUAUCAGGGGAGCGGGAGCCGGUUGAGGUUUGGGAAGAUUUCGAGCUUGAGGUGUGGGUGUUUGAGGGAGAGCGUUCUUGUACAUUGCUUUGUUUUUGCCGCCUUGCUUGCUUAAUCGGGCUGCGAUGCUGAAAUGUCUUAAAGGGAUGCUGAUGGUGAUGCCAUGGUGGAUGUUUGAGCAUGUACUGCUUGGCAAUGGCGUGCAGAGGAUUUGUUGUCGUAUGGCAGGCGGAAGCCGCAGUAGAAGCCGCAUGCUAGUCGCCAUUGCGACUGUGUUUGCUGUGCUCAAUGGAAGGCUGCAAUAAUUGAUGAAGUGAGGCUCUCCCGACACGUGCAGACGUGACGCGAGGCAAAG
Cercospora beticola is the source of this 2876-nucleotide messenger RNA. RefSeq lists its product as uncharacterized. The record is from RefSeq and is a predicted model, not a curated record. Lineage: Eukaryota; Fungi; Ascomycota; Dothideomycetes; Mycosphaerellales; Mycosphaerellaceae.